UGGCCAAGCUGUCAUUCCUAAUUGGUUGCUGCACUAAGUGGGCGGAGUCUACGCAUAGCUCUUCACGGAUGUUUCCGGCAUGAACGUUGUUUGACAGAUCAGGACGGAUCCUCGCUUUCAGUAGCUAUUGUUGAUGGCCCAGCUGUGCGUUGAGGUAGAAUGGGACAGAUCACAUCGGGCCCAGAUGCCGCAGAGCCUCCAGAGCAGGAGGGAAAUGGAAACAUCAAGUCUUUAGUGGAUGAGCAGCUACAGACAAGCAUGGUGAUGGGAAUCGUGAUCGGUGCUGGGGUCGCCAUCGUUCUCAUUGCUGUCCUCAUAUUUUUUGUCCUGCGCAGGAUGCAGCUCCGAAAACUUGAGGCUCAGGAAGCCCCGAAAUAUCGUUUUCGUAAAAGAGACAAAGUAUUGUUUUACGGGAGGAAGAUUAUGAGGAAGGUCUCUCAGUCUACCUCCUCUCUGGUGGACUCCACCUCCUUCUCCAGGCCCCGCCUCAAAAAGAAACAAAAGAUGUUGAACAUUGCCAAAAAGAUCCUGCGCUUUAAGAAGGAAGUGCCCACGCUGCAGAUGAAGGAGCCUCCUCCCUCAGUGCUGGAAGCAGAUCUCACAGAGUUCGACGUGGCCAAUUCUCACCUGCCAUCUGAAGUGCUCUACAUGCUCAAGAACGUCCGUGUGUUGGGUCACUUUGAGAAGCCGUUGUUUCUGGAGCUGUGUAAGCACAUGGUGUUUCUACAGUUCCAGCAGGGUGAAUAUGUCUUUAGACCCGGUCAGCCUGACAGCAGUAUAUAUGUGGUACAGGACGGCAAGCUGGAGUUAUGUCUUAGUGGACAGGAUGGGAAGGACGGAGUGGUGAAAGAGGUUUACCCUGGGGACAGUGUCCACAGUCUGCUGAGCAUCCUUGAUGUCAUCACAGGUCACCAGCGACCAUAUAAGACCGUGUCAGCGAGAGCAGCAGAAGUGUCCACUGUCCUAAGACUGCCUGUGGAGGCCUUCCUGUCCAUCUUUGAGAAAUACCCAGAGAGCCAAGUGCGAGUGGUGCAGAUCAUCAUGGUGCGUCUUCAGAGAGUGACUGUUCUGGCCCUGCACAACUACCUGGGGCUCACCAAUGAACUCUUCAGCCAUGACAUGCAGCCUCGUCCCUCUCCUCUCUCUCCUCAUCCGACACGCUCCAGCCCUGUACGACACAGCAAACGGUUCGGCAGCCUCACUGUCCCUGACAAACACCGCGAGGCCGCCCUCCAAAAUGCAACAGUUGCAGAUUAUGGGAAGGAUGGCGGCUCAAUCCCGACUCUCAGCAGGACCAUAUCCAUGCCUAUAGACAUUGCAGGCAUGCAGAAGAGUCUACGUUCAGAUUUUGACAUGGCUUAUGAGAGGGGCCGUAUCUCUGUAUCUGCCGAGGACGGUGCACCUACCCCACCUGCUUUCACUCGAGAUCAGCGGGAGAGGAAGGUGACUGUGGAUGAGGUUCCGUCAGGUGUGUAUCUGUAUCCCGAGGAAGAGUCAGGGAUGGAGAAUCUUUAUGGCCCGUUUCCAGGACGACCUAAUGCCACAUUGUUCGAGGAGGCCCAGAAAGAAAUUCUCAAGCUCAUGAGGAUUGAGGACCCUGCGCUGCUGAAUGGAAGAGUGAUGCUUCAUCAUGCUAAAGCUGGAUCUGUGUUAGCCCGACAGGGAGACCAGGAUGUGAGUCUGCAUUUUGUCCUCUCGGGUUGUCUUCACGUCUAUCAGAAGAUGAUUGACAAGCAGGAAGCAGUGUGUCUGUUUGUGACCCAGCCGGGCGAGAUGGUGGGUCAGCUGGCUGUUCUGACAGGAGAGCCGCUCAUCUUCACUAUCAAAGCAGAGAGAGACUGCACCUUCCUGAAGAUCUCCAAAUCCGAUUUCUAUGAGAUCAUGCGUGAGCAGCCGAGUGUAGUUCUCAGCGCAGCUCACACUGUUGCUAUUCGCAUGUCACCGUUUGUACGGCAGAUGGAUUUCGCCAUCGACUGGAUGGCUGUGGAGGCAGGACGCGCCCUAUACCGGCAGGACGAUCAGUCUGAUUGUACCUACAUUGUGCUGAAUGGUCGAUUGCGCUCCGUCAUUCGGAAAGCCAAUGGGAAGAAGGAGCUGGUCGGGGAGUAUGGACGAGGAGAUCUCAUUGGAGUGGUGGAGGCUUUGACACAUCAGCCUCGUGCUACCACAGUUCAUGCAGUCAGAGACACUGAGCUAGUGAAGCUUCCAGAAGGAACGCUCAACAAUAUAAAGAGAAGAUACCCGCAGGUGGUGACCCGCUUGAUCCAUUUGCUGGGGCAGAAGAUUUUGGGGAACCUUCAACAGCCCCGUGGACCUUUCUCAAGUUCUGCUCUGGGUCUGUCCAGCAUGGCUUCCAGUCCAGACGUCACUAACCCAGCCAGUAAUCUCUCCACUGUGGCAGUACUUCCUGUUUGCGAUGAUGUGCCCAUCAAUGCCUUCAAUCUGGAGCUUAGCCAUGCACUCAGUGCUAUUGGACCGACCCUCCUGCUCACCAGUGACAUCAUCAAAGAGCGACUCGGAGCUUCUGCUUUGGAUAGUAUUCAUGAGUACAGAUUGUCAGGUUGGUUGGCUCAGCAGGAGGACAUUAAUCGUAUAGUGCUGUAUCAGACAGACAGCAGCAUGACUCCGUGGACGCAGCGCUGUAUCAGACAAGCUGACUGCAUCCUCAUUGUGGGGCUUGGGGACCAGGAACCUGCACUCGGAGAGUUGGAGCAGAUGUUAGAGAACACAGCAGUACGGGCCCUGAAGCAGUUAGUUCUGCUGCAUCGUGAGGAUGGACCGGGCCCCUCUAGAACAGUUGAAUGGCUGAACAUGCGAAGCUGGUGCUCCGGACACCUUCACCUGAGAUGCCCCCGUAGAGUGUUCUCACGAAGAGGCUCCAGCAAACUAAGAGAGGUGUAUGAAAAGGUCUUUGAGAAGACUGCAGACAGACACAGUGAUUUUUCACGGCUGGCCAGAGUGCUCACAGGAAACAGCAUCGCCCUUGUGCUGGGGGGAGGAGGAGCCAGGGGCUGCUCUCAUGUGGGGGUAAUCAAAGCCAUGGAGGAUGCUGGAAUACCCAUUGACAUAGUGGGAGGAACAUCCAUUGGCUCGUUUAUUGGUGCUCUGUAUGCAGAGGAGAGAAGUGCUGUUCGGGUCAAGCAGAGAGCGAGAGAGUGGUCCAAGGCGAUGAAUUCUGUAUUCAAAACAGUUCUGGAUCUGACAUAUCCAAUCACAUCCAUGUUCUCUGGCUCUGCCUUCAACACCAGUAUCUCCAAAGUGUUUGAGGACAAACAAAUUGAGGACUUGUGGCUGCCUUACUUCAACGUGACCACAGACAUCACAGCCUCUUCUAUGCGGGUUCAUAAAGAUGGCUGUGUUUGGCGCUAUGUUAGAGCCAGUGCCUCCUAUACCCCUUAUCUGCCUCCUCUCUGCGACCCCAAGGACGGCCACCUACUCGUGGAUGGUUGCUAUGUUAACAAUGUCCCAGGCUCCCUGUGGCGUUAUGUUAGGGCGAGCAUGACCCUUUCCGGGUACCUGCCACCCCUCUGCGACCCCAAAGAUGGGAACCUGCUCAUGGAUGGAGGAUACAUCAACAACCUGCCAGCGGACAUUGCUCGUAACAUGGGCACAAAAACGGUAAUCGCCAUUGAUGUGGGCAGCCAGGAUGAGACUGAUCUCUGUAACUACGGUGACUGUCUUUCUGGCUGGUGGCUGCUAUGGAAACGAAUCAACCCGUGGGCAGAAAAAGUGAAGGUGCCUGACAUGGCUGAAAUCCAGUCCCGUUUGGCCUACGUCUCCUGUGUACGGCAGCUGGAAUUGGUCAAAAAGAGCGCGUACUGCGAGUACAUUCGCCCACCCAUAGACCGUUUUAAGACCAUGGACUUUGGAAAAUUCGAUGAAAUCUAUGAUGUGGGUUACCAACAUGGUAAAGUGUUGUUUACUGAGUGGGCUCGUGGUGACAUCAUUGAAAAAAUGCUAAAAGACCAUCGAUCAGCAGACUAUAAUGAUGGCAAGAAAACAGAUUCAUGCACGUGUCCUAGCGCAGAUUUCACUGAUCUAGCUGAGAUUGUGUCCAGGAUUGAGCCAGUGCAGAGCUACAUCGGAGCCGAUGCAGAGGAGUCCGACUAUGCGACUGAGUACGAGGAGGAUGGGAUGGACCCAGUGAGAGAGGAAGAUGGUGAAGAAGAUGAGCAGGACGAGGCUGACGACCCUGAGGACAGUUCUCCUGGAGAUUGGGGACCGGGGGAGAACGGGAUUUUUACAGCAGAUGAGGAUAAGUCGGUCCGUCAGAGGAGGAAUCUCGCCCGGGACUCCAACAUCUUCUCUGAGGUUUCAGACUGCUAAAAAAUUAAGUCGUGCAAGGCCCAGAGGUCAAAGGGCACUGGAAAGAGAAGUAGAUCCCUACCAGGGGCGGAAGAGUAUAAAGAUCAACACAGAAGAGAGGACUUCUGAAUUACAAAAGUUUGUUGGGAAGUCACCAAAGAUACUAUGAUUAUAGAUCCAUUUACUCUACAUUAUCUACAACUUGUCACCAAAACUGUCUCCCUCUAUUGUUUUUUUUUGGCUCAAGAAUUUACAAGGGCCCAGGGACUGUGGGGGCCCACCAAGUUAGUUAUGAACCCACAUUAACAGGGAACUGAGAUACUGUGCCACUGAAAGGAAGGGUUCUACCUCUUUUUGGUAUCUUGCAUCAUAAAUGUCAAAAGGUAGUUUCACGAGAAUGAUGUUUAUGGCCUUUGUUCUUAAACCUAGUUUUCCUGGUGUUUUUCAUACAACACCUGUUUUAUUGGAAAUGUGAAGUGUGAUUGGUUUUUUGAUUUUAAUUUAAUUCUUCUAAUGUGUGUGUAUGUGUGUCUACAGCCAUCAGAACAUUCACUGAUGACUUUUCUUUCAGAAAAUGCCCUUAAGAAUGAAAAUGGUAAAGAACCAGGAUAUGGGUGAGAAUAGGCUGAUGCUGCUUUCUAAUGAGUCAAUUUACAACCUUUUUUAAUACAUUAGUUGACAGACAACACAUCAAUUGUGACUGAUUUGUUAGUAUUUAAUUUUGAAUUGAAAUGUUUGUAUUAGUUAUGCAGAUAUAGAUAGAAUGAAGAAAUGUGGGCUAUGUUAAUAGAGAAAUGAAGCAAAGUACAAAAUGAUCGUUAGUAAUGUCUAACAAACAGAUUGCUGAAAUGGAGAGUGUGUAGUAAGUGAGGUAGAGAGAGAGAGGAAGUGAAUGAGACAAAAAGAGGAAAUAAAUGAGGUUGAGGUUGAGAAAGUGAACAAAACAAGGUAGGAUGCGAGGAUGUGAACAAGGUAGAGAGCAAGAAAUGGAGGUAGAGAGUGAGGAAGAUCGAGAGCAAGGAUUUGAACAAGGUAGAGAGCGAGAUAGUGAACAAGGUAGGGUCAGAGGAAGUGAGCGGGAUAGAGAGAGAGAAAGUGAGUGAGCGAGGGGUAAUGAGUGAGGUAGAGAUCAAGGAAAUGAAUGAAAGCAUGAGUGAGUAAGUGAAAGAGGUAGCGAGUGAGGAAGUGAGGUAGAGGGUGAGGUACAGAGUGAGGAAGUGAGUUAGAGAGCGAGGAAGUGAGUGAGGUAGAGGAUGUGGAAGUGAGUUUGAGUGUGAGGUAGAGAGCGAGGAAGUGAGUGAGGUAGAGGAUGUGGAAGUGAGUUUGAGUGUGAGUUAGAGAGCGAGGAAGUGAGUGAGGUAGAGGAUGUGGAAGUGAGUUUGAGUGUGAGUUAGAGAGCGAGGAAGUGAGUGAGGUAGAGGAUGUGGAAGUGAGUUUGAGUGUGAGUUAGAGAGCGAGGAAGUGAGUGAGGUAGAGGAUGUGGAAGUGAGUUUGAGUGUGAGGUAGAGAGCGAGGAAUUGAGUAAGGUAGAGGAUGUGGAAGUGAGUUUGAGUGUGAGUUAGAGAGCGAGGAAGUGAGUGAGGUAGAGGAUGUGGAAGUGAGUUUGAGUGUGAGUUAGAGAGCGAGGAAGUGAGUGAGGUAGAGGAUGUGGAAGUGAGUUUGAGUGUGAGUUAGAGAGCGAGGAAGUGAGUGAGGUAGAGGAUGUGGAAGUGAGUUUGAGUGUGAGGUAGAGAGCGAGGAAGUGAGUGAGGUAGAGGAUGUGGAAGUGAGUUUGAGUGUGAGGUAGAGAGCGAGGAAGUGAGUGAGGUAGAGGAUGUGGAAGUGAGUUUGAGUGUGAGGUAGAGAGCGAGGAAGUGAGUGAGGUAGAGGAUGUGGAAGUGAGUUUGAGUGUGAGGUAGAGAGCGAGGAAGUGAGUUAGAGAGCGAGGAAUUGAGUGAGGUAGAGUGUGUGGAAGUGAGUUUGAGAGUGAGUGAGGGAGUGAGGUGAGGAAGUGAGUGAGGUAGAGGGUGAGAAUGUAAACAAAUUAGAUAGGGAGCAAGAUUAUUCAUGAAGAGUUGCAUUAAUGCCAAAAAUCCUGUAUGGAGAUGUGUGUGCGCGUGCGUGUGCGCGCGCGUGUGUGCGUGUGUGUGUGUGUUUAGCCUUGGAAUACAUAGCUACUUUUGUUUCAAGUAGACAAGGUGGAUGACUUAUUUUGUAAAAUAAGUAAAACGGGAACAAAAAAUAAUUGUAAUAUCACAUUGGACGUGAAAAUGUUGACCGAGCCUAGCUUUAGGCCACAGCAGGUUUUUCACUGGACAGUUGGAAUUGUUAUAUGCCAGGGAUACAGACUAGUGUUCAGUAAUGGAUCAGAUUUGUUCUUCCAUAGACUUUCACUCAAGCCAAAUGUCACCUUUCCCCAACAUUCAGCAACCAACUCUUUAAUCACUGCAUGUACAUAUGCCUGAAACCUCAUUGUAUUUGGAAAAGAUGUACAAAUCCCUACAUCCUUCACACUUUUGCUUUUUAUUUCUUUUAUUUUUGCUGUGACCAACAUUUUGUGUUUGAACACAGAAAAGAUUUCCCACUAUUUAAAUUAAUUUAAUUUAUUUGUUUUAACACUGUCCUUUUUUUGUAUUUACGUAAAAAAAACUGUCUAGAGAUAUUUAAAUUGUUUAUUACUCAAGAAAAGAGAAUAAUGAACUUGACUUGCUUAAAUGCUUGAUUAGCAUUUUUGCAUUGAUAGUGAAAAAUAUGAGGUUUAGACAUCUAACAUGUAUAGCCUCAUAAAUAAAUUCUGAAUAAAACCCUAAUGAAUAAUAAAAUCAUA
This is a messenger RNA of Xyrauchen texanus (razorback sucker), 7111 nucleotides long. RefSeq names its product patatin-like phospholipase domain-containing protein 6. The record is from RefSeq and is a predicted model, not a curated record. Lineage: Eukaryota; Metazoa; Chordata; Actinopteri; Cypriniformes; Catostomidae. Gene Ontology annotation, cellular component: endoplasmic reticulum. Gene Ontology annotation, biological process: phosphatidylcholine metabolic process. The transcript has 38 exons. The coding region runs from base 160 to 4326 and encodes 1388 amino acids. Gene Ontology annotation, molecular function: phosphatidylcholine lysophospholipase A1 activity.